Xenia sp. Carnegie-2017 is the source of this 1154-nucleotide messenger RNA. RefSeq names its product DNA damage-regulated autophagy modulator protein 1-like. The record is from RefSeq and is a predicted model, not a curated record. Bases 98 to 868 code for a protein of 256 amino acids. The transcript has 2 exons. NCBI's taxonomy places the organism in Eukaryota, Metazoa, Cnidaria, Anthozoa, Malacalcyonacea, Xeniidae.
CAUUGCUAAAUACUUGUAAUUUUGUUUGGUGAUUUGUAUUAUACCAGUUGUACCACUCGUGGGUUGUAUACAUUGCAUUCUGAGCGAAGGAUUAAGAAUGAUUUCGAAUUGUCCGCAAUAUCUGCCCAUAAUAUUUACAUUAUUGCUGACACUGUCGAUUAUAACUUCAUUUCUCAUAGCCGUUUCAAAAAGCGAUGUCACACCGUGGUUCCCAACGAUCAGUGAUACGGCCACAAAAUCUCCAGAAAGUAACAUAUUCUCCGAGUUGGUAAACAUCGCCACCUUUCUUGGCGUUAUCGUAAUUUACAUGCGAUAUCUUCAAGUAAAACGGGACGUAGAAUGGGUGGAAGGUAGCCGAAAAAUAUUCGUCGCGAAUAGAAUAUGUGUGGUCUUAGGUUUUAUUGCAAUAUGUGGGUCCAGCUUGGUUGCAAAUUUUCCGGAAACUCAGGUUACUACUGUCCACCUUAUUGGUGCCUUUUUGCUGUUUUGUUCUGGAAAUAUAUAUGCGUGGAUUCAAGUAUGGAUAUCAUUCAAAAUGAAAGAAAUAGGUUUGGUGGGUUCACAUAUCUGUUUUAUCCGACUUGUACUUUCUGUUAUAUCAACGCUUUCCUUUUUGGCAAUGCUGGUAUUGAUGAAAUUUGCCUACAAAGAUCAUAACAAAGGUAUUGUUUUGCGUUGGCAUUCAGAUGAAUCUGGAUUCAAAGAACACAUUGCAGCCGAUGCUAUGGAAUGGGUAAUGGUAGGCUCAUUUCUUCUUGUGUUUCUUACUUUUACCAAAGAACUGGAAAACAGUCGACUUCAGGUUCGUCUGGUUAGGAGUGAAGAUCGAUAUGAAUCAUUAACAAAUCAAACAGAAAAUAAUGUUUGAUUAUUUCUUCAUAAUUCCAAUGAAAUUUAUAGAUGAAGGUCUCUAAUGUUAACGAAAUGCUUCAUAUUCAUUAUAAAACUUUUGAGAAAGAUAGUUUCACUUGAUAUUUGCCAGUUUUUUGAGAUCCUAAAGAAACUUUGGCAUCUACUAAACAUUUAUAAAGUGCAUUAUUGUGUUAUGUUAAAUUUGGAUGUAGUAUUAAUUAUACUUGUAAUUUUGACACAUUUUUUCUAGUAUCAUUUAAAGGGAGAAAAAUAAAAAGGUGAAUGUUAUGAGUGCAAAUUUA